AUGCACCAGCCGCGCCGUCAUGGGGCCGACGACGUCGCCUUCUCGGCCUACAGCGCCGACAGCGAGGACUACUACGCGUUUCUACCGAGCGACGAGUCCAUGAGCGACGUCGAGGAAGCCCCGGUAUCGCCCAAACGCGAUUCAAAUUGUGACCCGGUGGACGAAUUGGCGUCGGUCUUCGCGUCCUCGAGCUCCAUCGGCUCCAGCUCGAAGGUUCUGACGCCCAUCGGUAGCUUAGGAGGCGGUGGCUCAACGCACAAAGAGGCCAAGGCCAAUAGAAAGCAGACUAAAGAUCCGGCUCCGGGGGUUUUCGACCUCGGAGGCGGCCAGGAGCUCAGGGUCUCACCUCGAGCUCUGGAGCAGCACAACGCGCGCAGAACGCAGCUGCAGGCGGCGCUGGACGCUGCUACGGGCGGUGGGAUGAGUGACGCAAACUAUGGGGAAGCGCCGUUCCGGUUCGCAACGCAGCACAAGAGAGUGGUCAAGUUUGCGGACGAGAUGGACGUGGUGGAAGCCUCGCCGGCUCCGGAGACCGAAAGGGUGGAAGGGCAUGCGCCGGAGAAGAAGAACUUUGGCAGGAGACAACCAAGACGAGAGGAACAAGGGGAAGAGGAUAGUGAUGACAGUGAGAACGAGACGGUUGAGCCGGAUCCUCUGUAUGACGAGCAGCUGGACGACGCGGACGAGCAGUGGGUGCAGACACACUUUGGUGGAGCUCGAGCUGCGAAGUCCAAGACGGAUGCUACGUUGUGCUGCCCGUGCUGCUUUGUGACGGUGUGCAUGAUUUGCGAGCGACAUGCAACGUACACCAACCAGUACCGAGCCACAGCAGCGAUCAACUGCCGCGUCAAGAAAGAUGAGAUUCUAGCGUACACGUCCAGUGAAGGCAGUCGCGUCCCAGCGUCGCUGCCGUUCCACAAGCGCCAAAACCUGACAGAAGGCAGCAAGGCUACUACUACGACUGGCCAGCAGAUCGCUCGACUGCUACAAGAAGAUGAGUUUUACCCCGUGGCGUGCUCGGAUUGUGGCACGAUGGUGGGCGUGUUCGACCGGGAGCAGCAAUACCACUUCUUCAACGCCUUACCCAGCAAUUGCUAG
Phytophthora sojae is the source of this 1098-nucleotide messenger RNA. RefSeq lists its product as hypothetical. The record is from RefSeq and is a predicted model, not a curated record. Gene Ontology annotation, biological process: positive regulation of cell population proliferation. Bases 1 to 1098 code for a protein of 365 amino acids. The transcript has 3 exons. Gene Ontology annotation, cellular component: nucleus. NCBI's taxonomy places the organism in Eukaryota, Oomycota, Peronosporomycetes, Peronosporales, Peronosporaceae.